UUUUAGUGAAGGAAAAGGAGGAUGCACAUGCUGAUCCAGAAAUACAACCUAUGAAGGAAGAUGAUGGAACAUUUGGUGAAUACAGGUCUCUUGAAAGUGAUGCGGAGGACCAUAAACCUCUAAAAAAAGGAAGCCGGACACCUUCAGACAGAACUGUGAAAAAAGAAGACAGUGAUGAUAGUUUAGUUGACUAUGGAGAAGGUGUCAAUGGUCAGUUCAAUGAGGAUGGCUCCUUUAUUGGACAAUAUAGCGGUAAAAAAGAGAAAGAACCUGCCGAAGGAAAUGAAAGCUCUGAGGCUCCUUCUCCUGUAAAUGCCAUGAAUUCAUUUGUGUAACCACAGAACUUGAUCCGCUUGUAUCUUCAGUUUGUUUAAAGCACUUGUGCAUCCUCCUUCUCGUACUAUGAACAUGCAGGUAAUGGAGCUCCUCACCGCAAGACGUUUAUGCUAUGAGAAUAUGCAGGUCAAUACAAUUAUACAGCAUAAUGACACAUUAAGUGGUAUGUUAGUAUGAAUCAAAAUACAAAAUUCAAAUUUUUUUGAAAACUUGGGUAUUUUUACUUUUUUUUUUUUUUAGAAGGAACUGACACAAACAAUAACAUCGAUUUAUAAUUUUGUUUCCUGUUGAAA
Molecule: messenger RNA, 629 nt
Organism: Balearica regulorum gibbericeps (East African grey crowned-crane)
Lineage: Eukaryota; Metazoa; Chordata; Aves; Gruiformes; Gruidae
Source: RefSeq, a predicted model, not a curated record